Odobenus rosmarus divergens (Pacific walrus) is the source of this 1392-nucleotide messenger RNA. RefSeq names its product zinc finger protein 485 (gene ZNF485). Gene Ontology annotation, biological process: negative regulation of transcription by RNA polymerase II. Lineage: Eukaryota; Metazoa; Chordata; Mammalia; Carnivora; Odobenidae. The coding region runs from base 108 to 1160 and encodes 350 amino acids. The record is from RefSeq and is a predicted model, not a curated record. Gene Ontology annotation, molecular function: DNA-binding transcription repressor activity, RNA polymerase II-specific. The transcript has 2 exons.
UUAUUCAGGAUUCUUUGCCCUUGCCUGGGAGAACAGUUCAUGAGACAGAUGGCCCCAAGACUACCAAGACCCCAAAUCGAGUCCAGGAGUACUGGUUUGAAACAAAGAUGUCCCCCCUAAAGCAACAUACUUCUGAAGGAUCUGAUCUGGGAGAGCAAACAAAAAGUGACGUGAUGGAAAGAGGCCUGGACUGGGAGGGCACAAGUUCCACAGAGAAGACACAUAAAUGUGAGGAAUGUGGGAAAGUCUUCAAAUAUAAUUCCUCCUUUAUUAGCCACCAGAGAAAUCAUACUGGUGAGAAACCCCAUAAAUGUAAUGAAUGUGGCAUAGCCUUUAUGAGCAGUUCAUCUCUUUUAAAUCAUCUUAAAAUUCACACAGGCAAGCAGCCUUAUAGAUGUAUUGAAUGUGGGAAAUUCCUUAAGAAGCACUCAACAUUUGUUAAUCAUCAGAAAAUUCAUUCUAGAGAGAAACCUCAUAAAUGUAAUGAAUGUGGAAAAGCUUUUGGAAAGAACUCUAUCCUUUUACGUCAUCAGAGAAUUCAUACUGGUCAGAAACCCUACAAAUGUAAUGACUGUGGGAAAGCCUUUGCUCAGAAUGUAGCCCUUACUCGUCAUGAGAGAAUACAUAGCGGAGAGAAGCCUUUUAAAUGUAAUGUAUGUGGGAAAACUUUUAGGGAUAACUCAACUGUGUUGGAACAUUUGAAAAUCCAUACUGGUGAAAAACUAUAUCGGUGUAAUGAAUGUGGAAAAACCUUUAGGAAGAGCUCAACUCUUGUUAGUCAUCAAAGAAUGCAUACAGGAGAGAAACCCUAUCACUGCAGUAAAUGUGGAAAAUCUUUUAGGUAUAGCUCAUCCUUUGCUGGACAUCAAAAAACUCAUAGUGGAAAUAAACCCUAUCAAUGUAACGACUGUGGGAAAGUCUUUACAAAGAGCUCAACCCUUAUUGGACAUCAGAGAAUUCAUACUGGAGAAAAGCCCUAUUACUGUAAGAAAUGUGGGAAAUCCUUCAGGCAUAGCUCUGGCCUUGUUGAACAUCAGAGAAUCCAUACUGGAGAAAAACCUUAUGAAUGUAAUGUAUGUGGGAAGGCUUUUCCCCAGAGUUCAGCCCUUAAACAACAUAAGAAAAUGCAUAACGAAGAAAGAGCCAUCAAAUGUAGUUAGUGUGGUUGAUCAUGCAGAAGUAGUUUAUUCCUUUUGACCAUCAAAGAGGAGACACUCAACAAAUCACACAUUUAAGAAAAGUAGUCUGUGUGCCUCUAUCCUGGAGAACUUCUCACUUGUAAGGAUGUUCACUGUAGUAUGGUUUGUACUAGUGAAAUAUUUGAAGGACCUAAAUGUCUAUCAAUAUGGAAAUAGUUACUAUAGAACACUAUAUAGGAAGUAAAAAGAAUGA